AUGGCAACAACAACAAUUACCACAACAAAUAACUAUCAUAAUCAUCAUUAUCAAGAAGAAGAAAAAGAAGAAAAAUCUAUUAAUAAUUAUAAAUAUGUUGAUGAAUUAUGUACAGACAUAUCUGAUUAUUUAGAAUAUUUGAGUAAAUUAGCAAAAAAAGAAAUUAGAAGUGACGAAAAAAUACAAUUAUCUGAUUCAGUUUAUAAAUUUAUAGAAGAUUAUAAAAAUUAUAAAAAUAAUCCUUUUCCAGCUUUUAGUAAUAAUAUGUAUAAAGAAGAUAUUGAUGGAAAAGAUGUUAGAAGACGUGAAGGUAGAAGAGGAGGAUUCUGGAAAUACUCAAAAUUCGACGAAGAAGCAUUUAAUGAAAAAAUCCAAAAUUAUAUUUUAUCAACUUCUUCAUCACAAAAUAUAACCAAGGUUGAUAAUAUAAAUGUAUUAGGUUUGCUUGAAUCAUUCUACGAUGCUAUAAUUACAAGUAACGUGAAUUAUGAAAAUGUUGAAGCUCACGAUGACGCAACUAUUACUAAAGAUAAAGAAACAUCAUCUACUUCUUAUGACAAUGAUGACGGGGACGAAAAUAGCUCAGCUGUUAGAUUAUUAAAAUCAAUUAAGCAUAAUAACGAUCUUAUAAUCAAGAAUAAUGAUCUUAUUAAAUCUUCUUCGUUUUCGUCUUAUUUAUCAUCACCGGAAUAUCUGUUCAACUUUAACCACUUGUUUGAUUCUUCCAAUUAUUCUAAAUGGGAUAGACUUGAUUCAUGGAUGGCUGAUUUAUGGAAUUCCUUCUCCCAAUUUUAUAGAAAUCAAUUUGGUGCACCAAAUGAUCAAGAAACCAACGAUGCAAUUCUAUUUGGUUACCUGGUUGUACGCGAAAGAUCCAAAGCUAUCAUCGCACACUUUCAUGAAUGGCUACCAGGAGUUGCCAUAGCCUUAUUUCGUAAACGAAGAACCGAUUUAACAACAAUUUUUACCAUACGUGCAACCUUAUUAGUGGAUGAAGAAGAAGCAGGAAAACGUGGAAUAUAUCACCGUUAUUGUAUUGAAUGCGCCGCAUUCCAUUGUGCCAAUGUUUUCAUCACUGUCAGUCAGAUCACUGCUUAUGAAGCCGAACUUUUAUUAAAAUGA
This is a messenger RNA of Entrophospora sp. SA101, 1122 nucleotides long. The record is from the annotation of a GenBank genome assembly. NCBI's taxonomy places the organism in Eukaryota, Fungi, Glomeromycota, Glomeromycetes, Entrophosporales, Entrophosporaceae.